GUUCACAAAUGUCCAACGACGGAAAAGUCCGCGUUAGAGGCUUGAGCAUAUUUCGACCCAUCAUCUACGGAAACACAGCAACUUUGUUGACAACGGAGGAUCGAAAAGGGGGCAAUAUACCACCAGAUCAUACACACAAAUGGACCGUGGCCGUACGAAGUGCUGCUUCAGCACCUGAUUCAGAUAUCGUUGGCGGUGCGGACGACUUGAGUUACUUCAUCAAAAGGGUUACGUUCAAGUUACAUGAUACCUAUACCAAUGCAACGCGAAAUAUUGACAAACCGCCUUUCGAGGUCUCAGAAACAGGAUGGGGCGAGUUUGAGAUCCAAAUCCGUAUUCUUUUCAUAACAGAAGCUGGUGAAAAACCAAUGGUUCUAUAUCACCAUCUCAAACUACAUCCAUGGACCGUCACUGGUGAACCAGAAAUACCACCGCCCGAAGUUGCAUUGAAGAUGGGCCCUGUUCAUUCCUGGCAGUACGACGAGGUGGUCUUCAAUGACCCCUUCCAGAACUUCCUGAACAUUCUUACCGCACAUCCUCCCACACCGCUACCGACUGUCAAAAAGCGACCAGUACCCUUUCACCUGGCAAAUCCGGGUUCAUUGGAGGCCUCAAGAGGCGGGAUUCCGGAGUUCACAAGGUUGAUGGAAAAGGAGGAAGCAGCACGGCUUGAAGAUGCGAAGAAAAAAGUGGCAGCAGAGCAAGAGCGUUGGCGAAAUAUACUCAUCGAGAAGGAAAAGGAGCUGGAACAACUGCGGCGUCGGGUAAACAACAGCUGAGAAAGUGACUUGUCUAUGUAUUGGAUAUUUGUACUGUAUAUUAGUUAGCAAGAUAUGUAUCAUAACCAGCGAAGUGGAUACGGGGUAUAAGGGUAGUGGGGUUCGCGACAAAGUUUUCAGAUAUGCGGCGACCAUCCGACAUACAUCCGUGAC
Molecule: messenger RNA, 932 nt
Organism: Marasmius oreades (fairy-ring Marasmius)
Lineage: Eukaryota; Fungi; Basidiomycota; Agaricomycetes; Agaricales; Marasmiaceae
Exons: 4
Coding region: 9-779 (256 amino acids)
Biological process (GO): regulation of transcription by RNA polymerase II; chromatin remodeling
Cellular component (GO): NuA4 histone acetyltransferase complex; Swr1 complex
Molecular function (GO): histone binding
Source: RefSeq, a predicted model, not a curated record